AUGCCCAUGUCCUCGGGCUCCUCAGCUGCAGAGGUCCAGCCAGUGCCCAGAGACGUCCCCAUGAAGUCGGUCACGUUGGAGUGGGCUCCUCCGGUCGCCAACAGACAUGUGGCCUCGCGCUACAUAGAGCUGCUUCCCCCCGAGAGGCGUCCCAUCGCAGGCACGGCCGGAGCAGCGUACCGCAGACAGCAGAUGGCCAGGCAGCUUCCGGAACACGACCAGGACCCGGACAAGUGCCACGAGCUUAGCCCCGCCGAGGUUCGGCAGAUGCAGCAGUUUGUCCGCAAAUACAAAGACGAGGCUCUGGGAGUGGGAGACGUGAGGCUGCCCCAGGAGAUGGCACAGGCACAGGCGUUGGGCAGAGGAGAACAGAACGGAGGGCCUGGAUCAGGACUUGGGAAUGGAUCAGGAGCUGGGUCUAGAGCUGGGCCAGGAGCUGGGACUGGGACUGGAGCUGGAGCUGGGUCUGGGUCUGGUCUCGGAGGAGGUCUGGCUGAACACGGAGGUGGGAGUUUGGGGACAGCAGCUGCAGCAGGAGCCAUGGGAGCUGGAAGUCCCGGUGGAGCUCUGCAGAACUUUACAUGUCACCAGUGUAAGUUGCCAAUGCGCGUGGGCGACCCUGCCGUGUAUGCCGAGAGGGCAGGAUACGACAAGAUGUGGCACCCGGCCUGCUUCGUGUGUGUGACCUGCGAGGAGCUGCUGGUCGACAUGAUCUAUUUCUGGAAGAAGGAACGGAUGUACUGUGGUCGUCACUAUGGCGACAGCGAGAAGCCUCGCUGUGGCGGCUGUGAUGAGUUGAUCUUCUGUAAUGAGUACACUCAGGCUGAAGGACAGGACUGGCACCUGAAACACUUCUGCUGCUUCGACUGUGACUGUGUGUUGGCGGGAGAGACCUACGUGAUGGAGGCGGAGCGGCCCGUCUGCAAGCCCUGCUACAUGAACAACUAUGCUAUGAAAUGCGCGUCCUGCCAGAGCGCCAUCGAACCGGAGGCUCAGCGGGUCUCGUACGGCGCCUCCUGCUGGCACGCUCAGCCCCAGUGCUUCCAGUGCUCAGGCUGUUCCCAGUGCCUCAUGGGAAAACGCUUCAUGGCCGUCAACAACCACCUGUUCUGCUCCGUGGACUGUAAGAAGAAAGUGCUCACCUAG
Messenger RNA from Knipowitschia caucasica, 1146 nucleotides. NCBI's taxonomy places the organism in Eukaryota, Metazoa, Chordata, Actinopteri, Gobiiformes, Gobiidae. The record is from the annotation of a GenBank genome assembly.